This is a messenger RNA of Hydractinia symbiolongicarpus, 640 nucleotides long. Its product is annotated as BET1-like protein. Gene Ontology annotation, molecular function: SNAP receptor activity. Lineage: Eukaryota; Metazoa; Cnidaria; Hydrozoa; Anthoathecata; Hydractiniidae. Gene Ontology annotation, cellular component: SNARE complex; Golgi trans cisterna. Gene Ontology annotation, biological process: retrograde transport, endosome to Golgi; regulation of retrograde vesicle-mediated transport, Golgi to ER. Bases 59 to 412 code for a protein of 117 amino acids. The record is from RefSeq and is a predicted model, not a curated record. The transcript is spliced from 4 exons.
UUUACCGUUCCGUAGAGUAACAUACAAAUCGUGAUUUCGGAUGUAAACAUCAGGCAAUAUGGCGUCCUGGAAGGGACGAGAUGGAGGCCGAGCGUCUUACCACAAAGUUCCAAAUGAUGACAUGCUGGAACAAGAAAACGACAGAAUGGUGUCUACGCUCGCUUCAAAAAUUAGUAGUUUAAAAAAUAUAGCAAUUGAUAUCGACAACGAAGCAAAGUACCAAAAUAAAUAUGUUGGAGAAAUGACAGAUGAUUUUGAUUCUGCUGGUGGAUUUCUUGGUAGUAGCAUGAAUCGAUUGAACACUAUGAUUGCAUCAUCAACUGGCAAUCGAAAAAUGAUGUGUUACUUAAUUUUAUUUUUGGUAUGUGGAUUCUUCUUAUGUUGGUAUCUUGUUGGUCGAUUCAGAAGCUGAAGACAACUAUGGGUUGAUUGAUGCAGCUGUUUUUUAGCAGAUCUUUUUUAGCAAGCCACAUUUCCUCGGAAGACAAAGAAACUAUGAUGUUUUGAUAGCAAAAUAACAAUAUAUUUAAAUGUUACACUAUUAUGAAUUUUGAAUAUGGAAUGUUGAUAUGGUACAAAGGCAUGAACAUUGUGUUAUAUCCAACACUGCAUAAGUGCAAUAAAGUUUUAAUACACAAAA